Trichoplax adhaerens is the source of this 543-nucleotide messenger RNA. RefSeq lists its product as uncharacterized. Gene Ontology annotation, biological process: regulation of B cell proliferation. Bases 1 to 543 code for a protein of 180 amino acids. The record is from RefSeq and is a predicted model, not a curated record. The transcript has 4 exons. NCBI's taxonomy places the organism in Eukaryota, Metazoa, Placozoa, Uniplacotomia, Trichoplacea, Trichoplacidae. Gene Ontology annotation, cellular component: endoplasmic reticulum chaperone complex; extracellular region.
AUGAGACUGUUGUUUAGCUCGACGUUAUUCCUCGUGGUAUUUGCUGGCUUGGUACGAGGACAAGAAGGGGCUCAACCUAGUGGAGGGAUCAAAUUCUCUACUCCUGAUUUAACCGAUGAAGAUUAUCAUUCGCCUACUGUGCCAUUGCAGUAUCGUUGUGCUGUGUGCCAAGCGGUCGCUUACCAGCUAGAGAAAGCUUUAGAAAAAGAACAAAUUAAGCUUAUUGGCAGAAAAAGACUCUCUGAAGUGGUCUAUAUUGAUGUCUUAGACAAGAAAUGCAAUGGAGAAUGGGACGGUUAUGGAAUCAAAAAGGUAAAUGGUGUUAACCGAUUUACUGGCGAUGGCGUGCCAUAUGAAAAUGACUUCGGAUUUACUCAAACAGGUGGCAAAUGGCCAUUUAGGCUUACCAAUGAAUGCCAAAAUAUCCUUGGUGAAGUUGGUGAAGAUGAAAUAUAUGAGGCAUUUUAUGAUGGUACACCGUUAAAGAAAUUUAUUUGUCUAAAGAAAACUAAGUACUGUAAUAAGAAACAUGACGAAUUGUAG